Molecule: messenger RNA, 747 nt
Organism: Closterium sp. Naga37s-1
Lineage: Eukaryota; Viridiplantae; Streptophyta; Zygnematophyceae; Desmidiales; Closteriaceae
Source: the annotation of a GenBank genome assembly
AUGGGAACGCGCAGCACGGGACCGGGCAGCACGGGAGGCACGGGAACGGGCAGCACAGGAGGCACGGGAACGGGAAGCAUGGGAGGUACGGGGCGGCAGCAUGGUACAGGUAGCACGGGAAGCACACGAGGACACGAGCAGCACGAAAGGCACGGCCGAGGGAGGGGGGGGGGAGGGGGGGGGGGGGACGGGCAGGACACGGGCAGUACGGGAGACACGGGGUGCAGCCACCUCCAGUCCCGCUGCUGCCUCCACCCCCCCACCACCCAACCGCCACUGUCAUGCAGACACGGCAGUAGGCGGGGGAGAGGGGGCACCGAAAGAGGGGCGAGAGCGGGUGGCGAGAGCGAGGUCGGGAGCGGGCAGGGACUGGGCGCGAACGAGUUGCACGGACGAGGUGCGGACGGGGUGCGCGGAUGGGGUGCGGACGGGGUGCGGACGGGUUGCACGACGGGGGGACGGGGUGCGCGGACAGGGUGUGUGGACAGGGUGCGCGGACGGGGUGCGAACGAGGAGCAUUGCCGGCACUGGUGCAGGCGGCCGCCUCUGGUGCUGGCGAGCGUCGCAGGUGCUGGCGCUGGUGGGCUCGCUGGCGCGCUCGCUGGCGCGCUCGCUGGCGCGCUCGCUGGCGCGCUCGCUGGCGGGUCCGUCGGCAGGUUCGUUGGCGGGCUCACAGCCGCGCUCGCUGUCGGGUCCAUCGGCGGGUUUGCAGGCGUACUCGCCAUGUGCGGCGCACGCCAUGGGUAG